This is a messenger RNA of Nymphaea colorata (pocket water lily), 2344 nucleotides long. RefSeq names its product pentatricopeptide repeat-containing protein At3g49240, mitochondrial. The record is from RefSeq and is a predicted model, not a curated record. Lineage: Eukaryota; Viridiplantae; Streptophyta; Magnoliopsida; Nymphaeales; Nymphaeaceae. Gene Ontology annotation, cellular component: chloroplast. Gene Ontology annotation, molecular function: protein binding. Bases 88 to 2043 code for a protein of 651 amino acids. The transcript has a single exon.
AAACCCUCUCAUCCUUUGAUCCCUUCCUCCCCCGACUCUCCUCUCCUCCGCGCCACCGUCGCCAGCGCCGGUCCCGGCUCCACCACCAUGUCGGCUGUCUCCAAGCCGUUCAUCCACCUCAAACCCCUUACGCGCCACCACCCGCAGCACCACCGCCAAUGCCUCCAUCGACUCCUUCCCAUCCGUCUCCUCUCCUUUUCUACUCCAGAGGAAGCAGCGGCAGAUCGCCGUCGACGCAAGCGCCGCCUCCGCAUAGAGCCUCCUGCCAACUCCCUCCGCCAUCAUGCUCCGCGACCGCCCCCCUCCUCGAAGACCGGCCCAAACCCUAAUUCACCGAAGCUCCCCGAGACCGUCUCUGCUCUCUCCGGAAACCGCCUCAACCUUCAUAACAGAAUUCUCGCCAUGCUCCGCCUUCAUCACCACGAAGACGCCGUCCUGCUCGUACGCCACUCUAUCUACUCCAACUGCCGCCCCACCAUCUUCACUGCCAACUCCGUGCUCGCCUAUCUCCUUCGCCAUGGCCGCUACGCCGACCUCCUUUCGCUCCAUCGUUUCGUCACGCAGGCGGGCAUCGCCGCCAACGUCGUCACCUACAAUCUCCUCCUCCAGGCGUAUUGCGACGUCCGCAAGGUGGAUAUCGCGCUCGAGACCUACACUCAGAUGAUAAACGAUGCUCCCUUUAACCCGUCCCCCACCACCUAUCGCAUCCUAGUCAAGGGCCUCGUGGACAGCGACCGCGUGGAGCGCGCCGUUGAGCUUCUCAGGGAGAUGCAGGAGAAAGGGUACGCCGCCGAUCCCGUUGUCUACAACCUUGUCAUGUCUGGUCUCGUUAAGAACGAUGAGUUCGAUAGAUUUUUAGAGUUUUACGAAGAAUUGAAGGGGAAAACCAGGGUUUUGGAUGGUGGAGUUUACGGAACGCUGAUGACGGCGUACUUCAAGAGGGGUAUGGAAAAGGAGGCUAUGGAUUUGUACAAUGAAUUUUUGGAAUUGGAUUACAAGGUCAGUGCGGUUGGAUACAAUUCUGUGCUGGAAGCUUUGAGCAAGAACGGGAAAUUGGAUUCUGAAGCGAUCGGGCUCUUCGAUUCAAUGUUGAAAAUUCACGAUCCUCCGAAGAGAAUUUCAGUGAACUUGGGGUCAUUCAAUGUGAUGAUUGAUGGGUAUUGUAGCGUCGGCAGGUGUGAUGAGGCAAUGCAGGUCUUUAGGGGGAUGGGAGAUAGCAAAUGUAGCCCAGAUACGUUGUCAUACAACAAUUUGAUGAACCAAUUGUGCAAGAAUGGCUUGAUUACAGCAGCGGAAGGGUUUUACAAUGAGAUGCUGAGCAAGGAGACAGUUAAACCGGAUGAACUGACAUAUGUGUUGCUUGUUGAUGCUUGUUUCGGAGCUAAGAGAGUGGAGGAUGCGAUUGGAUACUUCACGAAGAUGGUGGAAGCAGAGUUGAGGCCGAAUGUAGCUGCAUAUAAUAAACUAUUCACUUGGUUGUUUAAGGAAUCAAAGAUUGACGAUGUGAAGAAAUUCUUCGAGCAGAUGGUGGAGAGGGAACUGAAGCCGAGUGAGGAGACUUAUGAUAUAAUGCUGAAGGGAUUCAAUGGGGCAGGAAACUUGGAUGAGAUGCUGAAGGUGGUGGCAAGAAUGCUGGAAGAUGGCACCGGAUUAUCUGGGGAGAAACUAGACUUUGUUAAGGAUGUAUUAAAGGCCGAGGGAAAAGAAAGUGAGUUGCAGAGGUUAUACGACGAGCAGGCUGAGAAGGAGAGGUUGGCCAAGGAGCAGGCAGAAAGAGAGAAGGCAGAGAAGGAGAGGGCUGAGAGGGAGAAAGCAGAGAGGGAGAAGGCGGAGAGGGAAAGAGCAAAUGAGGCCCUAGCAAGGUUGUUGCAGUCUAAAGGGAAGCCACUUGGGCAGGCAGGAGAAAAUGCAGAGGUUCCAGCAGCAGAGGUCGUGCCGACUGUGCAGGCUGGAGAGGCUGGACCAGAGGGUGGUGAGACUCAGGCAGUAUCAGCAUCGACAAAUGGUGAUACGAUAAACGAGCAAGCUAAGGUUAACGUGUGAACCUGUCAAACAGGUGGGUGGUUUAGUGUCAUCUUGAACUAAAGGGCUGAAGAUGGUGAUGGAUCUGAACUCUAAUAUGAAAACAGCUUUUUGGUAAAAAAAUUCAAACUGCUUCUUUUGGCAAUUUUUACGAUGAAAAGUUCUAUUGUUAUUCAUGUUGUAGGAGCGAAUCCGGGUGUGCUUACCAACGCCUGGGACUUGGGAGGUUUUUGGGGAUCAUAUGUGUUAGGAACAUAGAAAUCACUUCAUAAUGAGAACCUUAUAAGAUUGAUGAGUGUUUAAUCAUCAGCCAUUAUACUUA